This is a messenger RNA of Symbiodinium sp. CCMP2456, 627 nucleotides long. The record is from the annotation of a GenBank genome assembly. NCBI's taxonomy places the organism in Eukaryota, Dinophyceae, Suessiales, Symbiodiniaceae.
AUGCCGGCGGCCCUCCACCGCCACAGUGGCCACUGCAGGGCUUUGCUCCCUCGCCUGCGUGCUGGACUGCUUCUGCCACCGGGCUUGCUGCCGCAUCCCCCGAGCUCCAUCAGCAACUUUGCGGACCUGUUCGGAGAGGAGUUCCGGAGGCUCGAGGAUGAUGUCAGGCAGCAGCCCGCUGCGCCCCCGGUGGGGCAGCCCUCCUGGCAAGUGCGUGCCAGUUAUCAUGGAAUGAUCGCCGACUUCGAAAGGCGAAUCGCCGAGCUCAGGCCUGCCUGUUACGUUGCGUCGCUGGCUGUGCAUGCCCGGGCCACGGCCCGCGAGCAGGCCAGGCUACAGGGCUCUGCAGCCAUGCACCUGGGCCUACGGCUCCGCGACCUUGUCACCUACGGCUCCUGGAGCCCUUUCACGCUGCCGAAGCUCAUGGCGCGGAAGCGCGCCAAGCAGUCGCAGGCAAGUGCGCUGUCGGAUGAGGAGGUAUGCUCAAGCAUAGUGGGCUCCUCCACCAAGACCAGCGCUUCCUGGAAUGAGCGCGCGGAAGCCGCACAAGAGCUGGGCGCAGGCUACGUGCAGGAGACGGUGUUGCUCUAUUUGCUGCCUGCCUGCAGCCAGGGCAGCGGUUUCUAG